This is a messenger RNA of Acanthosepion pharaonis, 483 nucleotides long. Lineage: Eukaryota; Metazoa; Mollusca; Cephalopoda; Sepiida; Sepiidae. The record is from the annotation of a GenBank genome assembly.
AUGUAUAUCCUCUCUCAGUCUUUAUAUCUCUCACGCUGUUUAUCAUUAUCUGUCUCUCUCUCUCUCUCUCUCUCUCUUACUCACGCUCUCUGUCUAUCACGCUCUAUCACUUCAUCUCUCUCUCUCACGUUCGCUAUCAUCCUCUCUCACUCAUUAUCUCUUUUUCUCUCACCCUCUCUUUCUAUCAUCCGAUCUCUCUCUAUCAUACUCCCUGUCCAUCAUCCUCUCUCUCACGCUCUCAGUCUAUCAUCAUCUCUCACUCUUUCACUCUCACGAUCUCUAUUUAUGAAGCUCUAUCACUCUUUAUCUCUCUCUUGUUCUCUCACUCUUUCCCUCUCACGCUAUCAUACAAUUUCCCUCUUGAUCUCUCACGCUCUCAGUUUAUCAUCCUCUUUCAUUCUUGAUCUCAUCCUCUCUCUCUCUCCACACCUCUCUCUCUCUUUCAGGCUCUCUAUCUGUUUCCAUACUCUUAGGAUCCUUUAA